AUGUCCGACUACAGCGAUUAUUGUUGCAAAAGGCGAACGAUUCAACAACUCCCAGUCCCCGCUCGGAGGGGUCACAAUGCCAUACUCAACUCCAACUACCUAGACGAUAUCGUUGAUGCGAUUGGUACUUGGAGCUGCCAGCGCAUUCUCAUAGUGCACUCGAAGGCGCUUCAUGAGAACACGGAUAUCGUCGAGAUGCUGAAAGAAAAAUUGGGCUCGUUUGUUGUAGGGACAAAGUCGGGGGUGGGUGAUCACUCUCCAUACGAAGACGUACUGGAGAUCGCAAGACUAUUCCACGAAAAGAACGCGGACUGUCUGAUCAGUAUAGGAAGUAGCAGCUACUCGGAUGCAAGCAAGAUCGCUCGCUUGAUGCUUGCGAAUCUCGCUCCAGAUUACCUCACGGUAGAGGCCAUGGAAUCCUUGGUAGACCAAGAGAAGGGAAGUGCAGUUGAUCUGAAGGACCCAACGACAAAACUCAUCCUCGUACCGACGAGUCUAUCCGCAAGCGAGUGGAACAACAACUCAUCUGCAACGAACCCCAAAACAAAAAAGAAGCAGCAUUUCGCAAGUGAGCGUGCAGCACCAGACCUCAUCCUUCUGGAUCCUGAAGUAGCGUCCACAUCGCCUCGGAAGUUGUGGGUGUCGAGCGGGAUGCGCGCGAUAGAUAAUUGCGUCGAAACGUGCACCAGAGAAGUUUUCCACUAUAUGGAAGAUGCGCUUGCAGUCCUACUGAAAGGGCUGAGAAACUACAAAACCGGCGAAAGUGACAGCAUCCGAUCCGAGCUGCUCGAUGGAAUCGGAAAUUGUCAGAUAGGGUCCAGGAACGCGAUGAUGGGUCUCAUCCUGUGGAGCAUUCCGAUGGGACUUUCGCACGCCAUUGGACAUCAGCUGGCAAGCGUAUGCGACGUUGUGCACGGCGUCACGUCUUGUGUCAUGCUCGCCCCUGUUCUACGGUACAAUGCCUCGAAGUCGGAGAAGCAGAGAGAGGUACAGCAACGCGUGCUGGGAAUCUGGAACAAGGUCCUUGAAAGCGACGAGCCGAGCCUUGCGGAUGCGGUGGCCAGCUUUGUGAGAAGCCUUGGGUUGCCGAGUACGCUGAAUGAAGUGGGUGUUACAGAGCAAGAGGACAUUGAGAAAGUAGCGGAGCGCACCAUGACUGACGUGUUCGGAGCGAUGGAAGGUAUCGGCGGGAAGGAGGAUGUGCUGGCUAUCUUGGCUUCAGCAAAAGCCCAAGGCACCGAGGAUGGAGGGCUGGAAGGAGGCGCACCGAUGUAG
Messenger RNA from Alternaria triticimaculans, 1275 nucleotides. RefSeq lists its product as uncharacterized. Bases 1 to 1275 code for a protein of 424 amino acids. The transcript has 2 exons. Lineage: Eukaryota; Fungi; Ascomycota; Dothideomycetes; Pleosporales; Pleosporaceae. Gene Ontology annotation, molecular function: metal ion binding; alcohol dehydrogenase (NAD+) activity. Gene Ontology annotation, cellular component: mitochondrion. The record is from RefSeq and is a predicted model, not a curated record.